Aspergillus clavatus NRRL 1 is the source of this 2484-nucleotide messenger RNA. RefSeq names its product mitogen-activated protein kinase kinase kinase kinase STE20 (gene pakA). Gene Ontology annotation, molecular function: protein serine/threonine kinase activity; ATP binding. Gene Ontology annotation, biological process: regulation of MAPK cascade; intracellular signal transduction; protein phosphorylation. Bases 1 to 2484 code for a protein of 827 amino acids. Gene Ontology annotation, cellular component: cytoplasm. The record is from RefSeq and is a predicted model, not a curated record. Lineage: Eukaryota; Fungi; Ascomycota; Eurotiomycetes; Eurotiales; Aspergillaceae. The transcript has 4 exons.
AUGAGCCACGACACUUUUUCUUCCCUAAAAUUCAGACGGACGUCUAGCAAGCUUCACAAAGAUCCCCCAAGCUUCUCCUCCCGCAUCCUCAGAAGCCAGCAGAGCAACACGUCACUCAAACGACACCCCUCGGCGCCUGUCUAUCCGCGUUCCUCUGCCAGCGGAAGUCGAGAACAUUCCCGUACGAGAUCCAACGCAUACGGCUCCUCCUCGUCCUCUCUCGAGCAGCACAGUGGGGGUCCGUCCCCUGUGCUUGCUGGCGGUGAAUCCAACUACUUCCCCACCUCCUACAGCUCUGCCAAGUCCCGUCCUGGAAGGUUUUCAUUCACCACCGACCCGAGCUCAGAUGAAUUGACAAACUCCCCGUUUGAUUCGCGGGGUAUGCUCAGUGCAUUAGAAGAGAACACCGCAGAAUCUGACAAGGUCGUCCCCGCCAAACCUCCGACACUACGUUCCUAUCACACCAGCCCUGACUCUCGCGGACUCCGGCAGUCGGCCAGUUUCACCGCUCUACAGAACCGGAUGGAUGCCUUUACCCAAAGGUCCGACCAUGACCAGUCGACCACCACAAAAAGGUACUCGGACGAGGCAAAUGGACCGAAGGUAUCCGCAACACGCAGUAAGAAGAGCAGCUUCUCCAGCUUUGUCAACAGCAUGUUAGGAUCACCGCGGGGUAUCAAGAUCUCCGCCCCAGAGAAUCCCGUCCAUGUAACCCAUGUCGGUUACGAUAAUCAGACCGGCCAGUUCACCGGCUUGCCAAAGGAGUGGCAGCGGCUGUUGCAAGAAAACGGCAUCUCGAAAAAGGAGCAGGAGGAACACCCCCAGACAAUGGUUGAUAUCAUGCGGUUCUACGAGAAGAAUGCUCGUGGAGAUGAUGAGGUAUGGCAUAAGUUCGACCACGCUUAUCCACACCAUCAGCCAGCCGCAAAUACCCCGACGCCCCAGCGAUCCUCCCCUCCCACGAGUCCUCGAUUCCCACAGAAUCACGAAGGUAGUUUCGAAAACCCGCGUGCACCUCCCCCCAUCCCGCGGAGUGCCCCAACAGCCACUCCGACGAUGUCACCGCCAAUUGGUGGUCUUGUCCCCAACAGAGCGCCCCCGAAGCCUCCCACACCAGUUGGUAUGACACCCGCUCGGGCGGCGCCGCAGCCUCCGGUCACACGGUCACCUCCCCAGGAGGUCUAUACGAAUCAAUUUGUCACUCCCUCGAUCCCGGAGACGGAAAUUUUACCAGCAGACCCGCAGCUCAGUAGGUCGAACUCCAAGACCAGUGGUGGGCAGCCACAUUGGCCGCAACCAAACCCGAUUCCUUCAUCAGUCCAGUAUCAGCAACAACAGGAGCAAGCAAUGGCAGCAGCUCAACAAGCACUUGUUCAAAAGCAGCUGGAGCGUAGCCGAAGCCAGCGCCAGCAGCAACAGCAGCAGCAGCAGCAGGCACGAGCUACGGAACCCAAGCAGGCCACCCAGCCUGGAAAUUUGCAGCAUGCCGCGGAUCCCACAACCGCAUAUCCGGUCCCUCAAAAGGCACAAGCCGUCCCCGCGGCUCGUCCUCGACAACGUGCUCGUCAGAGUAACGCCAUGGAUGUCAGGGCACGCUUACUUGCCAUCUGCACUCCGGGUGAUCCUACAAAGAUCUACUACAACCUCAAUAAGAUCGGCCAAGGAGCAUCUGGCGGUGUGUACACCGCGUAUCAACACGGAACAAACAACUGUGUUGCUAUCAAGCAAAUGAACCUGGACUUGCAACCGAAGAAGGAUUUGAUCAUUAAUGAGAUUCUCGUAAUGAAGGAUAGUAAGCACAAGAAUAUCGUGAACUUCCUCGAUAGCUAUCUUCAUGGUUUGGAUCUGUGGGUGGUAAUGGAAUACAUGGAGGGUGGGAGUCUCACUGAUGUUGUCACUUUCAACAUCAUGACCGAGGGCCAGAUUGCCGCUGUGUGCAGAGAGACUCUGAGCGGACUGCAACACCUUCAUUCCAAGGGUGUUAUCCACCGUGAUAUCAAAUCAGACAAUAUCCUGCUCUCAUUGGAUGGCAACAUCAAAUUAACCGAUUUUGGUUUCUGCGCCCAGAUAAAUGACUCGCACAACAAACGCAAUACCAUGGUUGGCACCCCAUACUGGAUGGCACCUGAGGUCGUUACAAGAAAGGAGUACGGCCGGAAGGUCGACAUCUGGAGUUUGGGAAUCAUGGCCAUUGAAAUGAUUGAAGGCGAGCCCCCGUAUCUGACGGAAUCUCCACUACGGGCUCUGUACCUGAUUGCUACCAACGGCACUCCCACCAUCAAAGACGAGCACAAUCUGUCGCCAAUUUUCCGCGAUUUCUUGCACCUCGCCCUCAAGGUCGAUCCUGAGAAGAGAGCGUCAGCUCAUGACUUGCUGAUGCAUCCAUUCAUGUCCCUUUGCGCCCCACUGUCCCACCUAUCUCCGCUUGUGAAAGCUGCGCGGAUGAGCAGAGCUCAAGAAAAGGCUCAGAAGGGGGGCCCUUGA